CUCCACUCAACGCCAACGCCACCCCAAAAGCCAAAAGGAAAAAAGAACCUGGCCCGCCUGUAUCCACCAAUUCGACCGUCUAGUGAGCCUCCUUCCCCGUGCUCUCCAAUGGGCUGAUGGCGGCCGUUCCUUGCCAACUUUCUCUCGGCUCACUAUGCCCUACUCAGAUCCCACCACGAACCAUCCCUUUCCCGUGAGAACGAGCUGUCAAAAAGUUGCAUCAUUCGCUGCCCAACUUUUGCCUUUGUCUUGAAUUUCUGGGGCCCUUACAAAGUGCCACCAACCCAGCUCUUCUAAAAAAGCAAUUACGCCCUCCAUCCAUGUCGAAUGCGCGGGUCGCAGCCUCGCUCCUCUGCCGGUCAUUCCCAGUCCCGUAAUCCUGACAUCCGACCCUUUCAGUCAGAAUCACUCGAUCCUACCUCAGCUGGCGGCCCCCCCAUCGAACUCGCGACCUUUACCGGCGCCGAAUCCUCGAGGAGAGAAAACGAAAGAGAAGGAAGCACAGAGGCAAGACGGUCACGGAAAAGGCUUCUCAAACUUGAAGAGCUCGCCGAGAGAGACGACGAGAUGAAGUUCUCCCACAGCAUUCAGUUCAACGCAGUUCCGGACUGGAGCAGCAACUACAUCUCCUACAGCAACCUCAAGAAACUCAUCUAUACCCUCGAGAAGCAGAUUAACAGGCCCGCGGGCGAGGCGCAACUUCAAGAUGAAGAAAACACGGCUCUGCUGGGCGGCUCGCUCGACCCGGACACUACCUUCAAGCGCAUGCUGGACUCGGAGUUGGACAAGGUCUGCUCCUUUUAUAGGUUGAAAGAGCUGGAGAUCUUUGGCGAACUGGACCAGCUUUUGAAAGAUGUGGAGAGCUACAAGGUGGAGACGCAUGAUUUGGACAUGGAUGAAGUCGUCGAAGCCGAGAAUCGUCGGAAGGCUGUGCGAUCGUCGAGCAUAUUCAACGUCCCCUUCCGUCGGCGGAGGAGGACUUCGACUAUGAGUGUCAGUCUCGAAGAACCCGAAGGCGAGGAUGACAGCGAUAGCGACGCCGAAGACCAUGCAGCCAUGAUCAGGAAAAAGACACCGGCGAACCGCCCAAGGAGUAAAAGUACCUGGAACACAGAUGGAUCGGACCAUUCUGCUCUAGCCGAAUCCCGCGAAGACCUGCGGGCGCCAGACUCGCCGGUGUUUCUUAGGAGGAGACCCAGCUUGGCCAUGGAACUCGAGGCGUCCGACCCGGGUCACCUAUCCUCAUUGUACGAUUCAGGUAUUAAUUUGAAAAAGCGCAUCAUCAGCAUCUAUGUGUCCUUGUGCGAGUUGAAGUCCUUCAUCCAACUCAAUCACACCGGUUUUAAGAAGGCGGCCAAGAAGUACGACAAGGUGUGCAAUCGAGAUAUUCGAAAAGACUACAUGGAAAAGUCGGUCAACCCGUCUUAUCCCUUCCAGGAAAAGACAAUGGUUCAUCUCGAUGAGAAUAUCGCAAAGGUGGAAAAGGCCUAUGCCGAGGUCGUCACCAAGGGCGACCAGAGCAUGGCUCGGAGAGAGCUUCGACUCCAUCUCCGCGAGCAUGUCGUGUGGGAGAGAAACACGGUGUGGAGAGAGAUGAUUGGCAUUGAGCGGAAAGCCCAAGCGGCCAAUUUCGGGAUCAGGCAGACCUUGCUGGGAGGAGUCCAAGAUCCGUCAAAGGCGCGACUGCAGGGUGACCGAGAAGCUAUCGACACCAAGGAAAUCGUCACUCCCGUGGGUCGAUACAGGUGCCCAAAGUGGCUGUUCAGUGGCACCUUGUUCGCCCUUCUCGGCAUUCUGGCGGUUUUCCUGGCCUUGCUUUAUGUCCCGAUCAUGAAGAGUCCCGAGCAGCAAAAUUGCUUAGCCAUGUUGGUCUUUGUGUCGUUGCUCUGGGCCACCGAGGUGAUUCCCCUCUUUGUGACCUCUCUGUUGAUCCCUUUUCUGGUGGUCGUCCUUCGAAUCAUGCGAUCAGACGAUAAACCUCAUCAUCGACUGAAUUCGAAGGAUGCGACCAAGGCCGUCUUUGCGGCCAUGUGGACACCGGUCAUUAUGUUGUUGCUCGGCGGCUUCACCAUUGCGGCAGCGUUAUCGAAAUACCAUAUCGCAAAGAUGAUGGCAACAUUUGUGCUCAGCAAAGCCGGCACGAAGGCCCGCAACGUGCUCAUCACUAACAUGUUCGUCGGCAUGUUCUUGAGCAUGUGGAUCUCCAAUGUCGCUGCGCCUGUGCUGUGCUUCAGCAUCAUUCAACCGAUACUUCGCAAUCUACCGGCGGAUAGUAAUAUGUCCAAAGCAUUGAUUUUGGGCAUCGCUUUAGCGUCGAACAUCGGCGGCGCAGCCUCCCCCAUCGCCUCUCCGCAAAACAUCAUCGCGCUGCAGAACAUGAAACCUGCGCCAAGCUGGGGGAUCUGGUUCUUCAUCGCUUUGCCAGUGUGCAUUCUCAGCAUCAUCAUGAUCUGGCUUUUGCUGGUUGUCAGCUUCAAACCUGGCAAAGGGACCACCAUCGUGCCUAUCCGACCGAUGAAGGAUAAACUCAACGGAGUGCAGUACUUCAUCAUCCUGGUCACGCUGAUCACCAUUGUUCUGUGGUGUGCUUCUCAUCAACUGGAAAGUGUGUUUGGGGAUAUGGGUGUCAUUGCCAUUAUUCCUCUCGUGUUGUUCUUUGGUACCGGCAUCUUGACCAAGGAAGACUUCAACAAUUUUCUCUGGACGAUCAUCAUCCUUGCCGCAGGAGGUCUUUCUCUGGGGCGCGCAGUAUCCUCUUCGGGCCUGCUCCACUCAAUUGCGAGGGCCAUCACAGAACGAGUGGACAACCUCUCCAUAUAUGGUGUCCUUGUGGUCUUUGCGUCGCUGGUGCUUGUAGUCGCUACUUUUAUCAGCCAUACGGUGGCAGCACUGAUUAUUCUACCACUUGUGGCACAGGUGGGCGAGAGCAUGAAGGAGCCGCACCCGAAUCUGUUGGUCAUGGGUGCAGCGUUGAUGUGCUCAGCGGCAAUGGGGUUGCCCACUUCCGGUUUUCCGAAUAUGACUGCAAUCAUGAUGGAAGUGCCCGAAACAGGCGUGCGGUAUCUGCGAGUCAAACACUUCUUGACCCGUGGCGUCCCGGCAUCUGUGAUUACCUUUGCCAUUGUGAUUACUAUCGGAUAUGGGUUGAUGAUGGCUGCUGGUCUUUGAUUUGUUGCUCUCAGCGUGGAUGCCGGCCCCUUCUUGAUGUUGUUUGUCAUUCCUUUCAAGUGUUCAUUGGUUAUACCCUAUAUUUCGUGGAGCCUGGGUAGGAGGAGAAAGGAAUCGGUCUCGCCGACCACAGACAUGACUGGGAAAUCACUAAAUAUAAGACCUUUCUCGAUACGACCGGUAUCCAUCCGAGCCGGCUGGAACAUCCCCAAUUUGGCGGUGUUGAAAAGCAAUAGGUCAACAGAGUUGUCUUCACAAUGGGAAGGAGAUACUCAUAAUCGACUCAAUAAACAACUUUGGACACAUUUUCGGUUGCGGCCUCAUUGAAUUGUACUCCGUAUGGCGGCGUGCACGCGAGCAUGCUUCUGUUACAAGUCUACUUCUCGAGUCUGGUUGGGCACGGAGGGCCUCUAUCACAAGAGUAUAGAUGGAUCCAUGCAUACAGGAGCGGCCAGCCUCGUACACAACCCCAGCACAAGUCUGCAUGUACACUGGGAGGGCACGGUUCUUGUCAAGGGGUUAUGGCAGCCGAAUUCUGUGCACCAGAUUUUAUCUGAGGCAUUGAUAAGUAAACACUUACUCGCAGCUCGCUCCUAGCUGAAAGAUAAGCAUUUUCUUGUAAAGGGUAUUUCGUCCUAUCCCUAGACAAUGCAGCGGUA
This is a messenger RNA of Cladophialophora immunda, 3827 nucleotides long. RefSeq lists its product as uncharacterized. Gene Ontology annotation, cellular component: membrane. The record is from RefSeq and is a predicted model, not a curated record. Bases 328 to 3168 code for a protein of 946 amino acids. Lineage: Eukaryota; Fungi; Ascomycota; Eurotiomycetes; Chaetothyriales; Herpotrichiellaceae. The transcript is spliced from 2 exons. Gene Ontology annotation, biological process: phosphate ion transport; polyphosphate metabolic process; monoatomic anion transmembrane transport. Gene Ontology annotation, molecular function: phosphate transmembrane transporter activity.